Molecule: messenger RNA, 1011 nt
Organism: Haliotis rubra (blacklip abalone)
Lineage: Eukaryota; Metazoa; Mollusca; Gastropoda; Lepetellida; Haliotidae
Product: innexin unc-9-like
Exons: 3
Coding region: 76-1011 (311 amino acids)
Source: RefSeq, a predicted model, not a curated record
AGCUUGCAUUGAACGCCUGCCUCAGACUGGCUUAUUGCUUGAAAGACCGUGAAACCGACAAGGGAAGGCUAAAACAUGUCGUAUGUGGUUGGAGCUGACCUUCCGUUACGGCUAUUCCCUCCACAUUCCGAUGACGACAUCUCCGACCGCCUUCACCACAGAUGGACGGUACUGAUGCUUGCCAUCAUGGCUAUAGUGGUUGGCGUGACCGAGUACGUGGGAGACCCGAUCCAUUGUUGGUGUCCUGCAGAGUUCACUGACUCCCACUGUAACUACACCGAAGCCAUCUGCUGGAUCAAAGACACCUACUACAUCCCCCAGACUGACUACGUACCCACCGACAUACACCGACGGGAGGAGAAAGAAAUCAAAUAUUAUCAAUGGGUUCCGAUAAUCCUGCUCUUCUUGGCUCUGUGUUUCAAAGCGCCUAACCUCUUCUGGAAGAUGCUGAACACGAAGAGUGGUGUGAAUCUUGAGAAGAUGAUCGCGCUCUGUGAUGACUGCCAAUUUGGAUCCGAACGUGAGCAUCACAUUGAAAUAGUAGGACAUGUCAUAGAUCGCUGGCUCAGAGCAUCAAAACGGGCAACGUUUGGUAUCCUCCACGUCAUCAUUGAAAAACUCUCUGCAUGCUGCUGCUGCUUUUGUCUUGGAAGAAGAACUGGAACCUACUUAGCUGGUCUCUACCUUGGCAUCAAGAUCCUCUACAUGUUUGUUUCCGUUGGCAUGCUGUUCCUGCUGAAUAAAUUCCUUGCGAUGGACUAUUGGGUAUAUGGAGCGGAGGUGAUCGAACACCUGUUGACGAACAGCGAAUUGAGGGAAUCGCCAAGAUUCCCAAAGGUAUUGAUCGUAAAAUUGCAGAAGUCUCACGCUGAGGGUAAGUUCACGCGAGAUUACCUUGCUACGGACGGGGUGUUUGCUCUGAGAAUGUUGGAAUACAACACGAAUGAGAUGGUAGUGUUGGACGUCAUGAAGUUCCUGUGGGGAAAAUUCGGAGAAAGUGUCGUCGUCUAA